GGCGUGCCCCUGGCGCAGUGCUUCGCCGAGGCGGACCGCGAGAUCGCCGCCCUGGCUAACCGCUGGGGCUGCCCCGUCCUGACGCUGGACAGCGACUUCUGCAUCUUUGACCUGAGAGCCGGCUACUGCCCCCUGAGCCACUUCCAGUGGCAGAGCGUUUGCAGCGGCGACGACGCGCUGGGCUGCUAUAUCCCGGCGAGGUGCUUCUCUUCGGAAAGAUUCUGCAGCCACUUCGGUCAGCUGAACAAAACUUUGCUGCCGCUCUUUGCCGUCAUGAAUGGGAACGACUACGUGAAUCUGCCGGCUCUUGAGAUUUUCUUCAGCAAGGUGCAGUUGCCAGCUGGGUGCUGCGGCCGGAAGGGGAGGAGGCACGUCCGCAUUCAGGGACUGCUGAACUGGCUCUCUCGUUUCGCUGAGCCAACGGAGGCUAUAGACAACGUACUGAAAUAUCUUAAGAAACACCAGAGAGAAGAAAUAAGGGCGCUCCUGCACGCUUCAAUGGAGGGCUAUACACCCUCUGAUGUGAAUCUCGAGGACUUUUUUCAGCAUGGAAAGUACGAAUCUCAGGCGGCCAGGGAAUCGGACUUACCACAGUGGGUACUGGAUGCUUUGGCAAAAGGUGAGCUGUCCCCAUUUAUCAGUGAUGCCCUGAUUUUAAGGAGUACCUUCCUCCAUGUUCAGGUGGAGAACAUGCAGAGAGCCAGCGCACAUAGCACAGCUUUGCCCAUUCGGCAGGUUAUCUAUGGACUGCUUCUGAAACUAUCUCACGCUACUGAAGCUGCUUCUCCAAGUAAGCAGAUCAACAAGUUGCCAGUUGUAUGUGAAUUUGACAGAAUCCAAAAGACACUUAAAAAAACACUUGUUCAAGCAGCAAGCCCACCCACAGAUUUUUGUGAUGAUCAUUUUCCUUUGGACAAGUUAAUGGAGGUGCCCAGGUCAUGUCGUCUGAUGCUUUUGCUGGAGACUCUAGGAGUGCAAAUGAGUAUCCUAGAAUCUGUCCCCAGUCACUUACAGCUCCCUGUUGCUGUAACCUGUUACUGGACGCGCAGUUCAGAACCAAAAGUAAAACUGCAUCAAUUAAAGGCUUUACUUCUAAUGAUGGUAUCUGGGGAAUUGAACAGAACAACAAAUGAUCCAGUUUUAAAUUUUGAAGAUGACAGCAUUGCAUCUAACCAAUUUCCAAAGGAGAAGAAAUUACAAAAUACAGACUUUGAUUUAGAUGCUGCACACUCUUUUUGCCAGUGGCAGUGCUGUCUGCAGAUGUGUUUUUAUCUCAACCAGCUACUCUCCUCUCCUCUCUCCGAGCCAGACUUAACCAGGCUUUACAGUGGGACCCUUGUGCACAGACUGUGUCAAGAGCUUAAAUCAACACCUUCAGCAGAUGAUGUAUUUAGUUUAUCUCCAAAAAUGACUCAACUUUAUCAGGAUUUGUUAAAUACAGUGAAGUCGACCGUACCUCCAGACUUCUUUCAGAAAAAGACCAAGACCAAAUCUGAGUCCUGCAGAAAGAAGAAAGCAUGUAAUAAGACAAAGGCCAGCAGGUGCGCUAUACCAGAAACUCAGCGUUUAUGUGAUGUUAAUAGGUUUGCAUCACUCAGAGUGGAUGACUGAAAGUAUUCAUGGAAUAAUUUUUAAUGCCAUACAGAUGGAAAAAAUAUAUUACUGUGGCUACAUUGGAAUUUGCUUGGCUGUUUCAGAGAUGUCCUUGAUUAAUCUGUAUCAACAAUUAUUCUUCAGGCUUUUAUUUUUUUUAAACUAAGGUGCUUAUGACAAAGAUACCUUUAAAAAGUUUAUAUACAGUAUCAAAAUCCAAUUGCAAAUAUGAGAGUAAAGUUUGGCAUUUUCAAAUCUGGACUGUUUUGGAGGAAUUCUUUUUUCUCCUUGCACGCUUACAGUUGGCUAUUCCUCCAACUCCUCAAACACUUCUAACAUUGAAAAAAAUCUAAUUGUUAAACUAGUGUUUGAGGAGGAGUUAUCUAUGCUAUAUGUCAUACAUUACAGUAAUCAGACUAAAAUGGAAAUUGACAAAUUUAAAUACAAGGUAGAAUCAGUCUUUAUGACAUUUGACAUCGCAUUUUCAGGGACAGCUAACUUCAGUUAGUGAAAAUGGACUAUAUUUUGGGCUUUCAGUAUUUUAGGUACUGAACUCAGGGACAAAUUUUUUUCUUCCUUUUGGUGUAUUUAAAUCAGGACAGUAAGGGCUUACAUACAUUCACAAAGCUAUCACAUGGUAGCAAGUUAUAGCAAGUUUGGUAAUCUAGAGUAGCUGUGUACAACCUUCAGCCAUUAGCAAACUUGUCAUUCACGUUAGCCUCCUUUCUCUGGCUAUACUAAAAUUACAGAUCUGUUUUGACUUGCACCUGUGUCUGAACUUUUAAUUACUUGGCAAACGCACACUAUUAUCAUAGCAACACUGAAAAAAAUUAUAUUAAAAAUCCUACUUCAUCAGCAUAUCUCGGUAUUUCAUAUUAGCUAACUUUUCAACAAAACUAGUCAAUUUAUAUUAACACUUUAAAAAAAAAAAUUGAUGUUUCUCCCCUGUGUCUUCCAUAUAUGAAAUUUUUAAAAAGUAUUAUUUUUUUUUUUCCUCCUGAAGAAUUAAUAUACUGUUUCUUAGGCUCAGGAAAAUCAGCAUUUCCACCUUCAAUCAAUAAAAUUUUGCCCAUUCCUUACCAGAAUUUAGGCUUGAUUUCUGCAUCAUCUUGUUCUGUUUUCAGUCUUGCUUCUUGUCAACUGUAUGUCUCUCACUUAAAGUGAAAUGAAGAAAACUAAAUGAACUCUCUCCUAUCCUCACACUAAUAUAAAUGCCUUCCAGCUAGAGCAUUUCUUCUCUUAAGCAGGCCUGACAGACUGUGGAAAAGAAUUCAAGUUCUGACCAACUAACACUUAAAAGGUGUGUUUCCUUAGUUUUGUUUCAGUCAUCGCACUUUGUGGAGAAGAGGUCAUCUGUACCUGCGAUGCUUGCAUCUGCUCAUUUAAACAAUGUACUUUAACACUCCAAUUCUGGUACCACCAGAAGAGUGCUUGACCUUUGCUUCUAAAGAUGAGAGAAGGAAACAAGUCACAAAUGACCGUCUACCCUCCAGGCUAACUGGUCUUGCAGCUGCCAGCUACUGUUACUUAAGUAGUUUUGUCACAUCUAAAACUAUCAAAAAUUGACACAUUAAAAAUAAAAUUAAGCACCUGCAAUAACCAAGGCAAUGUGUGCCUCUGCAGAGUGUAGCUGGGAGCGCUUGUACGAAUGACAUUUUUUGUGAUGCAAAGUAUUUCAGGCAAUGAGGAAAAUCGAUGGAAUUUCCCAAACAACAAGAAUCAAGUAGAAAGUUUCUCUAAUGUCAUGGUCUUGUGCUAGCAAUUAGCAAGUGACACAAGAUUUGCUUUCCCAAAGGAUAUUGCAGCUAUACUUAUUCUGUUCAGUGAUGCAGAGGCUUCCAUUGUAAAACUAAAGUCUUGUCCAAGAAAGUGGUAAGGACUAGCAGAUAACUCUAUCACUGAGACAUUACUAAGUUUUAGUGAUAAGUGCUACUUAUUCCACACAGAAGGAUGCAUAAAAAAGCUAUUGAAAAUGAUCCACCAGCAAGGCAAGUAAGAUACUUUACAGUAAUUUUAAGAAAUCUGAUCAAGGAGGAAGUCUUUCAGAGUACUAGUCACUAACAACUGUGAUGUUCCUGAUUGAGAACCUCAACAGUACUACUUAAAUAUCAGGCCUAGUUGUAAAGUCAGGCCUGGAGUGUUGUAAAUUUUGUAGGGCAAUCAAGAGUGUAGUACACAUGUCGAAGGGGCAAGAAACGUGACAAUUUGCCUGUCGUUCAGUCAUAAUUUAACAGAGUUAAGGUGUGAAACACUAACAAGCAGACUCUUGCUCAAAAUUCAGAAGUUCUAAUCUUGGGGAAAACCCCCCCAAGCCAAUAAUCUAUAAAACACUUUGAAAAAAAGCAUGCAGUACAAAGAGCUAUCUAUCUGUAAACCCAGGUGAAAACAACCCUCACUUUCUUUAGGCUUAUCACAAUAGGCUGCGGAAGAAGGGUUUUCCAUAUGAAAUAACAAUUCACAUUAGAUGUUGUAAAUUAGAGGAAUGGUCUCUGAUAUCAUACAACUGAGUUAAUACUGCCCUAAUCUAUUUAAUAAGAAAUGAAGAGAUUUAUAACAUCUAUUAAAUUUAUGGGAGAAUUAUUUUUCAGAUACAAUUUGAGAUGGUAACAUUUAACAUUUCUUCAAGUACAAAACUGUGUUAUUUAUUAAACCACCAGCAGAUGGUGCCCAUAAUCAUAUAGCAAGUUACUGGAAUUUCAUACCUAGAGCAUUUCUAAAUAUUUAUUUGCAGCAGUUUGCAAAGUCACAUUUCCAUCAGCUGUUUUCUAAACAAAAUUGAAAAAAAGGUUAAAUUUAAGUUCUCGUUUUAAUGACUAAAACUUAAAUGCUUAAUCAAACGAAACCUUCCUUUGAUCCAUGGUGAUCCAAUGUAUUGUUUCAUUUUACAGUAUUUUACCAAACUUUUCAUUUUCUAUGGUUUUUAUUACCAAUAUAAAUUGUACCCUUUAAAAUAAAUCUUCAACAUAAUAAUACAAACAUGCUUGAUUCCUCUUUGUGAUUCAUGUCAGGAGAGAUUUCUUAAUUUUCCUCUGAAUCUCUUAUUGGCAAAGCGCUGAAGAACCUAAGAUUAAUUCUUGAGACUUGAUGAAAAGCAGUAUUUUGAAUUAGCUCUAAAGACUGGGAUAAGCUCAAAUCUUCUGCUUUCAGAUAAGAAAGGCUGUUAUGAUCACAUGGCAUUUUGAGAAUACUUUGGAUUGCUGACUAGAUGAUUAAAAAUUACUCUAUGGGAAAUUUGUCCUCAAUGUAGAAUUCAGCAGUUCUUUGUUCCCACUAAAAUGAAAUAUACCUCCUGGAAGUACAGAGCCAUGUACGGAUCUUAUUUAGUGAAGAGAAUUACUGAUUCUAGGGAUAUCAUUCAGGAUUUAAAUCAAAUGCACUAUAUUUUUUAGAGCCAUGAUAGGUUUAGAGCCAAUCUUAAUUGGGAGAAAUAGUAAAAGCAUCAUUUUUUGUUAAAACUGAGAUGUUCUUUAUUCCGUGCUUUCAUAGAAACAACUGAACUCCUCAACUGUGGCUUAUUUUCACCCCACAAGAAAUUCCUCUAAAUUUUUUUGUGAAAAUAUCCCACUAUUGAUUCACAAUUGCUCUGAAAAAGUCUCUCAAACUUGCUUUUUGGUGGUCAAGAAUGGAACCAAAAAAGCAACAGCCCAAUUUAUAG
Struthio camelus australis is the source of this 5248-nucleotide messenger RNA. RefSeq names its product asteroid homolog 1 (gene ASTE1). The record is from RefSeq and is a predicted model, not a curated record. Lineage: Eukaryota; Metazoa; Chordata; Aves; Struthioniformes; Struthionidae.